Messenger RNA from Hyaloscypha bicolor E, 852 nucleotides. RefSeq lists its product as uncharacterized. The record is from RefSeq and is a predicted model, not a curated record. The transcript is spliced from 3 exons. Bases 1 to 852 code for a protein of 283 amino acids. Lineage: Eukaryota; Fungi; Ascomycota; Leotiomycetes; Helotiales; Hyaloscyphaceae.
AUGUCUAAAACCCAGCAACUGAACGGAUAUCCCUCUCUUUCUGCCUUCAUUGUCAGUGACAAUGAUAGAAGCACGUUCAUAUAUCGUCGAUUCGACCGCUUAUCUACGCGGAAUCUGCUCUAUCUCCAGAGCGAACUUGCUGAACUUGAAGCCCGCCAGAUUGCUUACGAUACGGAAGAUGUCGAGGGGGCAAUGACAGACAAACAGUGUGCUCGGAACUGGGCGGAUUUCAAGAGCCAGUCUCAAGACAACGAGAGGCAAAGGAAGCGAAUGAUCUUGGUCAAAGAGAUCAGAGAGACCCUUGAGAAAUACAGAAAGGCGAUUCUACUUGAAAAGAUGACCUUGUCCAUUGAAAAGCCGUCCUCCAGGUCUCUUUCGGCUUUCCAAAACGUUUUCAACAAUCUUCAUGGGGUCAAACCCGGAGAGCCAUUCCCAACACUCGGCGGACAUAGCGCCACUCUUUACGAUAACGAGGAAGACCUUUUAGUUUUGUCUUCACCUGAAGAGGAGGAUAGAUUAACCGGUUUUUUGCGCUACUAUUUUGGCAUUCUCUUCACAAUUCAAAGAACAGACAGCCCGCUCACCUACUUCUCGGAGGCUAAAUUGAGGCUUACAGUUGCCAUUAUCAACUUUGUUCUGGCGGCAGCCUUGCUCUUUGGAGCAAUCUAUAACCUCUACUGGGUACCAGACAACCAGAAACGGUUGGGGCUGAUUGCCGGAUAUACAGUCGCGUUUGCAGCAUGUGUGGGCUUUGCGACGAACGCGAAGAGAUCAGAAGUUUUUGCUGCUUGUGCUGCGUACGCUGCUGUCUUGGUUGUAUUUGUUAGUGGAAAUCUAACUUCGCCGAAUUAA